This is a messenger RNA of Schistocerca serialis cubense, 437 nucleotides long. RefSeq lists its product as uncharacterized. The record is from RefSeq and is a predicted model, not a curated record. Lineage: Eukaryota; Metazoa; Arthropoda; Insecta; Orthoptera; Acrididae. The coding region runs from base 26 to 364 and encodes 112 amino acids. The transcript is spliced from 2 exons.
CCUCAACUUAGAAGCCACUACAGCCAUGAAGGCAGCCCUCGUCCUGCUGAUCUCUGGCGUGUUUCUUGUAGCGUACUGCUCUCCGCUCGCUGCUGCAGACGAUGGAGACGAAGUGGUGGAAGAAAUAGCCGAAAACAGAGACGCUGAUGACGACGAGACAGACAGCUUAACAGACGACGACGACGACGACAGCGGUGUUGAGGAGGGUCUAAGUGGAGAGAGCAGGCGGGCACUCAAAGGUGCUCACGCCCGUGCUGGCCACGCCAAACAUGCGAGGGCAGGCAGCCGACACGGUGUGGCCAGAGCCGGAGUCAGACCCCACGCCAGGUCAGGCGCUGCCCGCAGAGCUGCCCACAGCAGGUAGUCGCCACUGCUGUACAGGUGCCAGACAGCUGAGGUUCCAUCCUGGAGCUGCUUAUACUGCCCUGUACCCUGAA